CCCGGAAGCUUGCAACCGACCAAGCUACCGUCGGAUAAUGACAAGCUGAAACUGAAAAAUUUAAAAGGUGAAGCUUUCCUAUGGAUCAGAGGGGUCAAGCGAACAUGGAUCUCGACUAAAUGUCAACCAUCAGUUUUCGCUGCCGGCGAUUUCCCUCAGACACUGGCCUCAAGACACCCGUGGACAAACCCCUCCGACUAUCAGGUUGAGAAGGGCAGGAUGGGCAGACAGCGGAAGAGGGUGGUGACUGGGGAGGCUGCCCCUCCUCUGAGAAAAGACGAUAAGCCCCCUGCGUUCCACCGCAAGGAGAAAAAAAAGAAAAUCGACAUUGGCAAAAUUUUCAUCAACAUCUCAAUAGGCCUUUGUGUGGUCAGCCUGAUCUGGUUCUUCUAUGCCCUGUACAUGCGGUCCAGUCUGGCCAAGCGAGUCGUGACCCUGCACCCGUCACCUCGUGUUCUUGAUGCCAAUUCCAGCAGUGCCCAGGUCUCACCAGAGAGAUUCUGGGGUUCCUACAGGCCACAGGUCUACUUUGGUAUGAAAACAAGGAGUCCCAGGUCCAUUGUGACAGGUAUGAUGUGGAUGCGUCAGUUUUCGGACAUGGACGUAAUCCUGAGGCACACCUGCGAGCAAGGAGAUCGCUUGCAGGGUUACGGCUGGCUGAUGCAUGAUGGGAUCACCUUUGGCGUCCAGGAGAUCAGAGACAGCGAUUUCACACUGACCACAGAGUUUGUCAAGAGAAUGGGAGGAGAUCACGGUGGGGACUGGACUUGGCGGGUCACUGCUAAACAGCACAGCUCUGCUCCAAAGGCACCAGUCCUCUCUCUGAUGUUAUACGCAGCUGCAGAUACCCAAGGGUCACUGGAGGCUCAUGUAGAGGAGAAAAGCCGCCUUGCUUCCAUCACCGGCGUCUCCGAAGAGCUUGGCAAUUUCAAAAUCACAUUUCGAAAACCAGUCACCGGGGAAUUAUCCAGUUCUAAAUAUGCGAGUUACAACUACCUUCAGACUGUCUCUCCUGGCUUGGAGAAGCUGACCGAAAUUGUGAAGCACAGUCUGAACCGCAGGUUUGUCUACAGCCCACCAUCAGGCGAAAAGAGGCAUUACAUUGCCGUAGACACCUACAAGCCCCCGCAUCCCCAACAUAAGCCACCCGAUGCCAGGAAAGAGAGCGACUUUGUGGUUCACCAAGUCACGGUCCAAACACCGUUUCAAAUAGAAGUUCUUUUUGAGUCUGGAAGCUUUCGCAGCCGGCACGACCAGCUCGUGGGCCCGAUCAUGACCCAUGAGCUGGAGAAGAGGAAAUUUGAGUUUGACGCCAAGUUUGAGGAGACGUUUGGGCUUGAAAGAAAAGGCUACAGUCAGCCACAUAUCAGGUUAGGCAAGGCGGCACUUAGCAACAUGUUGGGUGGAAUGGGUUACUUCCACGGCCAGUCAGUGGUACAGUCCAUCUACAACGAAUACCCACUCCUGUACCCCCAAGGUGUGUUAUUCACUGCAGUCCCAUCACGCUCUUUCUUUCCCAGGGGUUUUCUUUGGGAUGAGGGUUUUCACCAACUGCUGCUGAGUAAGUGGGAUCCACAGGUGACGAGAGAGGCAGUUUCCCACUGGAUAGACUUAAUGAAUACGGAGGGCUGGAUUCCCCGUGAGCAGAUACUCGGCGACGAGGCUCACAGUAAGGUCCCUGCUGAGUUUGUAGUUCAGCGGAACGAGAACGCCAAUCCGCCCACUCUCUUUUUAGCUCUUGAAAAACUAAUUGAACAGUUUUCUUUAAAUCCGACCAGCACGGAGUCUCAGCCAACCUUGCCUUUUCUCAAACGACUCUACCCAAGACUAAAAACCUGGUUUGAGUGGUACAAUACCACUCAGUCUGGACCUUUGCCUAACUCGUACCGGUGGCGUGGACGUGACAAGGACACCAAUGUCUUCCUCAAUCCUAAGACUCUGACAUCGGGUCUUGACGAUUACCCACGAGCAUCACACCCGUCCGCCGAUGAGCGCCAUGUGGACUUGCAUUGCUGGAUGGCUUUGUCCUCCGGCAUCAUGGCUAGAAUCGCCAAGCUUUUAGGUGAACCCCACCAGGACUAUGAAGCUACCCACAAAAUGCUCACGGACAACAAUCUGCUGAAUGAACUUCACUGGUCGGUGCAGCUCCAUGCUUUCAGCGACUAUGGCAACCACACACCGGCUGUGACCUUGCAGCAGGAAAAGGUGUACAUCUCCCCCGGAGAACGCCGGCAUCAGUUCCCUGUGGCACGUCUUGUGCGCCAUGUCCGCAAGGCUCCCAAACUCCAAUAUGUCAACGCUUUGGGUUACAUUAGUUUGUUCCCUUUCUUACUACAUGUUCUCCAGCCGGACUCGCCCAAAAUAGAACACAUUCUUAAUGACAUGAAAGACCCCAAUAAGCUGUGGACACCUUACGGCCUGCGUUCUCUUUCAAAGACCGAUCCCAUGUAUAUGAAACGCAACACGGAACACGAUGCCCCCUACUGGAGGGGACCGAUAUGGAUUAAUAUGAACUACCUGGCAGUGAGAGCCCUUCACCACUACAGCAAUACACAGGGGCCAUAUCAAGAGCGGGCAGCUGCUCUUUAUGAGGAACUCAGGACUAACAUUAUCAGUAAUGUGUACAGACAGUAUGUUGAAACAGGUUAUAUCUGGGAACAGUACAAUGAUACCACUGGCAGGGGUCAAGGAAGUCACCCCUUUACUGGCUGGUCGGCCUUAACUUUGUUAAUGAUGGCUGAACAGUACUAAUAUAUUUUUGUCAGGUACUGAGUCCACAGUACAUGAUUUGAAGAAGAAAACCAAUCUAGCUUUGAUUCAUGAACAGUGUUAUGAAUAACAGCAUGACAAAAUAACUGUUAUUACCACUUCCGCGAGGUGGUUAUAUGUUCGCCGGCAAGAAAACUCAAAAUGAAACUUACAGGAAAUGUCAGAAAUAAGAUAAGGGACAAGUGAUAAAGUUUUAGGGGUGAUCCAAAUGAUUUCUACUACAUCACCUUACCUUUAGGUUACAAGCUUCAACUUUCUUGUGUGUGUAUGCUAGCGGCCACGCCUCCACCCGCAGAGACUAAAACAGUGCAGUCUGUUUUUAAGUGACAGGCCGACAAGAAACACAAUUUUACUUAUCCUUAAAUAAAUUAGGUUGUUAUCGCUGGGGUUUUGUUUUCUCCGUUAGUUGGCAACAUAGCUCACACAAUUAUUGGUGGAUUUUAAUAAAACCUUUAGGAAAUGUCAGACAUGAAAUAAGGAACACGUUUUUAGAUGUUGGGGGUAAUCCGGAUCACCGUCUACAGUCAGGACUUUUCAGAAGAAUUCUUUAAUAUUGGGAGACAGGGCCUGGCGGAGGUCUGCGUACUCUUGGUGCUUUUCUAGUUAUCGUGGUUUUCUGAUUAUGUGUAUUUUAAAUACUAUUUCAAAUGUUGCAACACUCUUACCGUUGGCAUCAGUGUGGUCAAAGAGAGACAUGGCCGUGGACUCAUUUUCAAUUGCUUUAUUAACUUGCGGCAACAAAAACAUGCAGUGAACCCCAUUCAACAGUCGCUGCUGUUGGUCCUGACUUACGCCAGUCACUCCACACGCAGACUGGUAACUAGGUAUUGGUACCGAAUUCUGUACUUUUGGAGAUACCGAGCCAACCAAAUUCCGUUGGGACUGCCGGGUACCGAUUCAUGUAAAAUCAAACUAUCAUAUUUCAAUGCCUUGGUUGCUUGCGACGUCACGUUCAGUUGCAGACUCGGCUCUUGGCUUGCAACCGAGCCCUUAGCCGGAGUGCCUCUAGAUAGUGUUACAAUUUUACAUGCCAACAAACAAAGCAAACACCCCUGAUAGAAAAUGUUCAAUAGUAAAGUUUCGCUUUUCAAAAUGUGUUAUCUCGAUUCUAAUUUACAUUGGAAAUGCCAUAUGCCAGUGUUUAGUAUACAUCAACAACAAUCCAAAAGUUCGGAAAUCGAGGUCCAGCUGUACUAGAAAGCCAGUGUUGUUUACCACCGCACUAUAAAAAUGAUGCAAGAAGAAUCCAUAAUUCUCCAUUUAAGCUCUUUUGCAAGUGAUUUUUAAGGACAAACGUAUGCAGUUGUGUGUUGACAAGAGGCCAAAAUGAACAAGUAUGACUUUCUAAAGUAUCCAUGCUCAUGUGGACAUGGCCUAAGAUGCACGUAGAAUCAAACAACUGCCGUGUAAUAAAUACAAUACUUUGUAAACAUUUUGUAGGGCUCAACCAAAGACAAGACUGGCACCUUCAACUAAAUGGCAAAUAAUACUUCCUGGCUAUAUUAACACACCAAGGACAAAUUGUACAUGCUGUGAUCCACUAUAAAAAAGUGAAACCUGUCUUCAGUUUCUUUGGCUUUAACUGCAGCAACAUUCUGACACUCUUCAAAAAUGCCCCCCCGUGUUGGAAAGUGGACUUGCAAGAAAUAACUGGACAGCUUUAAGUUGAAUUAAAACAUCUAGAUCAGGGGUCACCAACCUUUUUGAAACCAAGAGCUACUUCUUGAGUACUGAUUAAUGCGAAGGGCUACCAGUUUGAUACACACUGAAAUACAUUGCCAGAAACAGCCAAUUUGCUCAAUUUACCUUUAAUAAAUAAAUCUAUAUAUAUAAAAAAAAACGGGUAUUUCCGUCUGUCAUUCCGUCGUACAUAUUUUUUUCCUUUUACGGAAGGUUUUUUGUAGAGAAUAAAUGAUGAAAAAAACACUUAAUUGAAUGGAGAAAACACAAAAAAAAUUCAAAUAAAAUUUUGAAACAUAGUUUAUCUUCAAUUUCGACUCUUUAAAAUUCUAAAUUCAACCGAACAAAAUUAAGAGAAAAACUUGCUAAUUCGAAUAUUUUUGAAAAAAUUUAAAAAAGAAUUCAUGGAACAUCAUUAGUCAUUUUUCCUGAUUUAGAUUAAUUUUAGAAUUUUGAUGACAUGUUUUAAAUAGGUUAUAAUAUAAUCUGCACUUUGUUAGAAUAUAUAACAAAUUGGACCAAGCUAUAUUUCUAACUAAGACGAAUCAUUAUUUCUUUUAGAUUUUCCAGAACAAAAAUGUUGAAAGAAAUUCAAAAGACUUUGAAAUAAAAUUUAAAUUUGAAUCUACAGAUUUUCUGUUUGCCAGAAUAAUUUUUUUGAAUUUUAAUCAUAAUAAGUUUGAAGAAAUAUUUCACAAAUAUUCUUCGUCAAAAAAACAGAAGUUAAAAAAAAGAAUUAAAUUAAAAUGUAUUUUUUAUUCUUUACAAUAAAAAUUAAAAAAUACAUUACUUGAACAUUGAUUUAAAUUGUCAGGAAAGAAGAGGAAGGAAUUUAAAAGGUAAAAAUGUAUAUGUGUUUAAAAAUCCUAAAAUAAUUUUUAAGGUAUUUUUUCUCUAAAAUUGUCUUUCUGAAAGUUAUAAGAACCAAAGUAAAAAAAAUAAAUGAAUUUAUUUAAACAAGUGAAGACCAAGUCUUCAAAAUAUUUUCUUGGAUUUUCAAAUUCUAUUUGAGUUUUGUCUCUCUUAGAAUUAAAAAUGUCGAGCAAAGCGAGAGCAGCUUACUAGUAAAUAAAUAAAAUUCAAAAAAUAGAGGCAGCUCACUGGUAAGUGCUGCUAUUUGAGCUAUUUUUAGAACAGGCCAGCGGGCGACUCAUCUGGUCCUUACGGGCUACCUGGUGCACGCAGGCACCGCGUUGGUGACCCCUGGUCUAGAUGUUUUACCAAACAAUUAACCACACACACAAAAUACCAAAAAUUGGUACUGUUAAGUACCGUUAUCGAUUCCCAGACUCCGUACCUAAUUACAUUUAUUAAGGAGUAAAUCAGUUACUUCCAUCUAUUUUCUACUGCUUGUCCCUUUCGGGAUUGCGGGGGGCUGGUGCCUAUCCCAGCUGCACUCGGGUGGAAGGCAGGGUAGACGCUGAACAAGUCUGCACCUCAUUGCUGGGUCAACACAGAAAUUUGUUACUUAUAGAUAAACUUUUUUGGGAAAGUAACUGAAUAAUUACUUUUUUUUAGGUAACAUUGUUCAUGAAUGUACUAAUUGACCAAUGCGGGUCAGUUGUAUUGUGUAAAACAGGGGUGUCAAACUCAUUUUAGCUCAUGGGACACAUGGAGGAAAAUCUAUUCCCAGGUGGGCCGGACUGGUAAAAUCAUGGCAUGAUAACUUAAAAACAAAGACGACUUCAGAUUGUUCGUUUUGUUUUACUUUGGCCAAAAAUAGAACAAAUACUUUCUGAAAAUGUACAAAUCACGAAUAAUACUUUUGACAAAACACUUCAAAUUCUGAGGGAAAUAAUGUGUGUGGUUUGAAAAACACAACAAACUUAGACUUUGUCUCAGUGUAUCUACAAAGCUAAUAAACAUGAAGUCACAGCAUAUCUGGGAUUAACCAUUAGCCCUGUGCUAACUCAACACUCUACACACUCAGAUGUAGAAACUGUUGAAGAUGGUUGAGUUACACUCACGUUUCUCAUUUUUGACGGAGACAUUUAGGGGCAAUGAGGGCGCCAAAGAACAAUGCCUUUGAAGCAGAAGACCUAAAACUGCAGGUUUUGCAUUUCGAGUUACCACAGCUAUAUGCGCUUUACUGCGUACCUCAUGCUUGGCCCCGGUAUCAAGCAUUUGCUUGCCCAACAGAGUUGUUAUUGCGACACCCAGUGGACACAUUUAGAUCAGCAGUUUCUUUCAUUUAACAAUUUCAGUUAAAUUUUUUUUUACUUAUACUCAACUAGCGGGCCGCAUAAAACCUGUUCUUGGGCCUGAUCUGGCCCACUGGCCGUACGUUUGACACCCCUGGUGUAAAAGUAUGUACUGUACAUAGUGUAGCUAUCCUGUCUCUAUGAAGCCAUUCUUUUACAGUCGUCCCUCACCACAUCGUGCUUCACUCCAUCGCAGGUUUUUAAAGUAUUUUAUAAGUAUUUUUGGCCUAAAUUAAGCAUUUUGAAGCAUUAAACUGGCUAAAUGAACUGAACAUACUACAUUAGUAUUGGCCGCCCGACGAGACCAAACCAAUCAGCGUGGACAAUGAUUGGCGACAGAAUCCAGUCCCGCCUUUACGGGUGUAAAGGUGAAUUUAUGGGUGUUAAUUCAUGCUCAGAGGGCUCUUGUUGUGUUGAAAAAAACUUAUUUUGAAGGUUGUAAACCGUUUUUUUAUGCUGCGUUUUUGAUUUAUAAUAAUAAAUCUUACUUCGCGGAAAUUGAUUGACCACGAUCAGGACCGGAACAAAUUUACUGUAGCGAAACAUGCUGUUGUAUUUAAAUAUCAGGGAGUGGCUAUCUGCUUCUAUUAAACCUGCCAUGCAUAAAUGAA
Messenger RNA from Nerophis ophidion (straightnose pipefish), 7261 nucleotides. RefSeq names its product mannosyl-oligosaccharide glucosidase (gene mogs). Gene Ontology annotation, molecular function: Glc3Man9GlcNAc2 oligosaccharide glucosidase activity. Gene Ontology annotation, cellular component: endoplasmic reticulum membrane. Bases 220 to 2751 code for a protein of 843 amino acids. The transcript is spliced from 7 exons. Lineage: Eukaryota; Metazoa; Chordata; Actinopteri; Syngnathiformes; Syngnathidae. Gene Ontology annotation, biological process: oligosaccharide metabolic process; protein N-linked glycosylation. The record is from RefSeq and is a predicted model, not a curated record.